UCUCCGAAACAAGGCCAUCCGCAAUCCCUUUUUAACUGCCGCCGCACCACUUCCAUCCCUGAUACGGCGGAAACCUUUCCAUCCCAUUUUGUCUGAAAACAGAGGAGAGAUUUCGACGAUGGAGGAAUCGAAAACGAGCGAUAGGCUAUCUGUAUUUUUGGAUUCAGGGAUAUACCGAUUUGAAAAUUCAAAUGUGGUUUUUAUUGACCCGGUUCGGGUGCUAAAUCUGUCGUAUAACCGCCAUAGGGUUUCUCCAACUGCCUACUACUCUCGUUUCUUCCAUUCCAAGUGCUCUGGUCAAGACCGCCAUGAAACUAAGCUCUCCUCCAGUUCAAAGAAGCGUAAGCGAAGAGAGAAGAAACCUCACUCCUUGAACGAAAGAGAACGAGCUGCUGAUCAGCGCCACCGGCAAGCGAGGCCUAUGUUGUUGAAGGCAUUGGAAUGCUUACUGACGGCUACUGAUCUUUUAGCUAUUAUGAGAAAUUUAAGGAGUGAAUCUUGUCCCUUCGAAUGCAGAGAAGCACCACUACAUCACAAUGAGCACGCGCUUACGGAACUUUGCCGCGUUUGGCAAGCACCUCUAUACGAAAUUACCCUUAAUUUUCCUAAACAUCACGAGCCAAGCAAAGAUGUAGGUUCCCCAAUUGAUCAAUGCAAUGGCCAGAGAAUUAUUCCAGUUUUUAAUAAUUUGGUUGUUAAUGAGACCAUCAGUGAUGUAGAUGCAGAGUUUUUAAACGAGAAAUAUAUAUUACCCAGAGAGAGUUGCUUUUACAUGGUAUGUCUGGCUUUUAAAUUAUUUUUCCCCUUUAAAAAGAGAAGCCAAAUAAAUUUUAUUGCUUGUCUUGAUCCUUUACAUUUCAUAUAUCAUGAUACUGUUAAGUGUUUAGUUUUAUAUGCUUCAUAUUUUAUGCCAAACUACUUAACUAUAUUGUUAAAGUUGUUUUCUUGCAUAUUCUUUCAUGUCUUAUCUUCUAUAAUGUCGAAGUCUGACCUGGAGCAGGUUCACAACCUUAUUCCUGCUGAAUCUGAUUGUGGCUUCAAUCUAAUAGUGGUUGAUCCGCCAUGGGAAAAUGCAAGUGCUUCUCAGAAACUCCUGUACCCUACAUUGCCAAAUCGAUAUUUCUUAUCCCUUCCAAUUAAGCAACUUGCUCAUAUAGAUGGAGCACUUAUAGCCUUAUGGGUGACAAAUAGGGAGAAAUUGCGUAAUUUUGUUGAGAAAGAACUAUUCCCCUCAUGGGGAGCCCAUUAUGCAGCUACUUUUUAUUGGCUGAAGUCAUACUCAAGUCAUAUAGGUGAAAGCAGAUGGCUCAUUGAUUAGUGAUUUAGACCUCUUUCACCAUAGGCCCUAUGAAUGCCUUCUUUUGGGGUACUGUCAUGGGAAGGGCCGGAAUUCUGAACACAUGUCAAGCUGGAGUGACAAAGUCAUCAUAAGUAUCCCUGGAGAUUACUCAAGGAAGCCCCCAAUUGGAGAGUUGCUGUUGGAGCAUGUUCCAGGCCCUAAACAUGCUAGGUGUAUUGAACUGUUUGCUAGAGAGAUGAUAGGUGGGUGGACUUCUUGGGGAAAUGAACCUCUUCAUUUUCAGAAGUCAAGCUAUUUUGUAGAAAGAUAGAGACAGCACAUCCAGAUGAAGAUAUUCUUGCUUUAGCUACAAAAGGGGAUCUGGAAUUUGUGGCUUUCAUUUUUUCCAUGACCUGCUUUGUGGCAAUUUCGACGUGAGGAACAAAGACAGACUAGUCGACGACCAACUGACCAUGGCAAAAAACCUGCGGCUGUGGAUGUGGGAACUGUGAUUUUCAAGAUCAGAUAAUUAUUGGACACAACAUAUCAUGUGGCUUAUAUUGAGGACAAAAUUGGGGAGGCCAUGAAAGUGAUGUUUAGAAGAGAGGGUAGAAAACAAAUGGAUCUGUUCUAUCAUUUUGGUAGGCAGUGCAGGCUGUUGAGGCAUAUUUGUUAAUAGAGUCCUAUUCAAGCCCCACAUUUUAAUAACCCAUGAAUGCUCAAUUAUUUAUCGCAUUGUGUCAGCUUAUUGCUUAACUUAAAAUUAUGAAUGGGCAAACAAUGUAAUUGAAUUUGAGUCGUCCUGCUGUUGGCAUUUUAUUUUA
Manihot esculenta (cassava) is the source of this 2103-nucleotide messenger RNA. RefSeq names its product methyltransferase-like protein 2. The coding region runs from base 119 to 1318 and encodes 399 amino acids. Gene Ontology annotation, cellular component: nucleus; RNA N6-methyladenosine methyltransferase complex. NCBI's taxonomy places the organism in Eukaryota, Viridiplantae, Streptophyta, Magnoliopsida, Malpighiales, Euphorbiaceae. Gene Ontology annotation, molecular function: nucleic acid binding; methyltransferase activity. The record is from RefSeq and is a predicted model, not a curated record. The transcript has 9 exons.